AGUUCACUCCUGUGUCCCAGAAAAUUUCCCUCCCCGAAUGAUCCUGAUAUAGAGAUGGCCGUUGAUCGGUUCUUUUUUGAAUUCAAUAUAUAUAAGAAGCACGAUGUGUGUUGGUAUCUAUUGCGUAGCAGGAUCGAUGAUGGAUUAAGAUGAGAUCUUUUGUACCGGUAGCCCUUGUUUGUGUUUGACGUAAAAAUAUGUUUCGCCUUUUUAGCAGUACAACACAAUUCCCUUCCACCUUAUAAGACUUUUUUAUGACCGCGCAAUAUCUUCUGGUUUCGUGAAGGUUUUUGGCUGAUUGCUGCUUUUGGUGCUGGAUUAAAUGAUUACUCCAUAUCCUUAUCCAUUGCCAUUCUACAUAAAAGCAUAAGAUGAAGAUCCGCAAAUCUCGUGUGCGCUUAGAUCGUGCAGCGCAAGACCGGGUUUUAUACCUUGUUGCUGCUCGCAGAAGCGCUCGCGGAGAAUAUGUGCCGACUGGUGAGAAAAAAGGUGAAAAAAGAGUUCCAACUCCUAAAGAAGAUGAUGGAGAACGAGAUCGAGACGACGAAGGAAAAGGAAAGUUGACAAAGAAGGAGAAAAAGGCACGAGCAAAAGAUUCUGAAAGAAGGGCACGACGGUUGUUGAGGUUGUUACAUAUGGAAGCAGAAAGAUGGGCUAUGGACGUGGCGAAGAAACGGACUGUUGAGGCUGUUGCUGUGGUCGAGGAUAGUGCUAGUGGUCUAAUAAAACCUAGUGGGGGUGGAGCGUCGUCUUCAUCUGCUGAUAUUCUAUAUGGUGGAGGUGGUCCCCGAAGUCGUGAGCCAGACGUUUCUGCGGAACCAAAGCGACUUGAAAAAAAUACUUUGUUCUAAGGGUUCCCACAUUACAUCCUUCACUAACAUCCCUGACUCUUUUUCCGGUAGGAAAUGAGUCAGGGAUGUUCUCAGGAAUGUAAUUGCGUAACCUCUAAUUGUUCGCGACUCUGAACGUCAAGCCUACUGUCAGGCUCAAAUUAGUUAAUGGGGAGAAAUCAAGUGCGAGUUCAAAAUCCAUCGUUUACCAGCGAGCCGACGGAGCGACUGCUUUGUUGGAGUUGGCACGAGCAAAGUUGUCUGCAAAGGGGUUGAAGUUGGGUCGCGCACUUUUGCCUGGUGGAGCCUCAGCUUUACUCACCGAUGACGAGUUGCUGACGGUGCCGGAUGAUACCUCAAUCGAAUUUUUCAAGUCUGACAGUAAGGAGCAGGCGAAUGAUAAAAGCAAAAGCGGUAAGCCGAUCAAAAGAGCAGAUGCUGACGAAGCAGAUGCUGACCAAAAGAGCAGCUGUGGCACUUCUGGUAAGAAGCUGCCGAAAGAGAAAGAGACAUCCUCUACUUCCUCAAGUAAAAAAGACGGAGCAAUUGGAACAGCACCUAGAAGCGACACCACGAAGGCUGCUGACGACGAUGAUAAUUCAUCAUCUGAUGAGGAAGAUGCUGCACUUUUCACAGAGCUAGAGUUUUUGAUAAAGCGCGAUCGGCAAUUACGAGGAAAAGAAUUCUCCUUGGCGCAGAAUGGGGAGCAAGGAGAAGCUGCUGGCGUGGUGUCAGAAGUUGUAGGUCAAGAUGACCCAGACGAAAAUGAUGCUUAUUCAUACAGGUCUGAGUCAUCUACCACUACUGCUGCGUCAGAGCGUCUUGGCAGAGCCUUAUUCAAACGACAGAGGCAGUUAGAUGCGUGGCGUCGCGGUUCUUCUAGUUUAGUGAUCCCAGAAGAAGAUCAAGAUCCUUCAAGCCAAGAAUUACAAGGAUACUCAACCCCUCUGCAGCCAGCCCGCGUGGAAGUCUUGCCUGCUCAUGCCAAACGAAAGGAGAUUCUCGACGCAGUCAGGGGGAAUCAAGUAUCUUUGGUCGUUGGCGCCACAGGGUCCGGAAAAACGACACAAACGCCGCAGUUUAUACUCGAAGAUGCCUGUAGUACUGUCAGUGUCACUCAGCAAGAUGAAGCUCUUCACCAUGUUCAUCAAGAAGCCUGUUAUAGAAAAGCGGGUGAAACUUUCAUAGUAUGCUGCCAGCCACGUCGCAUUGCUGCCAUUGGCGUGGCUGAGCGGGUUGCGUCAGAACGAGGCGAACAUUGUGGGGAAUAUGUCGGUUACGCAGUCCGUGGCGACGUCAAGUGGAAUCGGAAGAAGACACGCAUUCUAUUCUGCACUACAGGCGUUUUGCUCAAUAUGUUCUUGCAUGAACAAGGACAAGGAACAUCUUCAAACGCAGACAGUAGUACGCAGGGCGAAGCAGGAGGUGGUCCACCAGCUGGCCUCAGUAGAGUCACUCAUCUUCUUCUAGAUGAAGUGCACGAAAGAAGCCUCCACAUCGACUUCUUGCUAACUCUAUUGAAGAAUCGAGUGCUCACGCAGUAUCCGAGGUUGAAGGUGGUGCUCAUGAGCGCGACAGUAGAUAGCCAGUUGUUUGUCAACUACUUUAAGUCUUCUAUCUCGGGUUAUAGAACAGGUACAACUAGUGCGUCAAGAACUUCUUCAAAAAUAAAGGACAACAUUUUUGUUCCUAGCAGAAAUAGUAGUUCUUCUAGAAGUAGAGAAGAUGCGCAAGGGGAACAAGAAAAGAACGUUGACGUGCCAGUCGUCUCUAUAGAAGGUCGGACUUUCCCAGUCCAGACAUUGUGGCCUGACCAAGUCAAGGUCGCUCUGAGAGAAGCCGACUUAGAUUUGAUCGAAGGCGAAGAUUCUAAGAUUCUUAUAGUAGAAGGUGAGGACAAAAACACAAAGACUAGGUCGGGAGAUCGUAAGCUUGCGAGACAUCUUUUAGAAGAUUCCUCUACGACUCUGAAGUCAAGGUUGUCUAGUACAGCACCGGAAUUUGCUCCAGCGAACCGUAGUCCUAGUACCUUGACAACUACAACGACAGCUGGCACAUCAUCUAGUAGUUCCUCUGCCAGCAGUGCCAGAAAGAAAUCCACAUCAGCGGUCAUGUCUCCAGUGAUGGAAACUGACUGGUCGAAGGGGAAUGGCGUUGAGCAAAUAGGCAAGAUCGUCAAUUGCAUCGUCAUGUCUUAUCUGCGAAAUAGUGCCGGAAAAAAGAAGAAGAGUGGUACUAGUAAAGAAGCAACCGUUCUUGGUAGCAGUCACGAAAACAAGCAUCCAGGCAUCUUGAUUUUUCUUCCCGGGGCAAAGGAAAUUGAUUGUGUGAUCGAAUACCUGUCGGAACAAAGCAGGUUUGGGCACCUCGGUCUAGACGUCUUCCCCUUACAUGGACAACUGCCAUCAACAGCGCAGAGGCGGAUUUUCGAAAAGCAGAAGUGGAGGUCUGGCGGAGUUGGAGACAUCACCGAUCAUAUGCAGCUCCAUGCUCCAAAGAUCCGCGUAAUCGUGGCUACCAACAUCGCGGAAACGAGCAUUACCGUUCCUGACAUCACCGACGUGAUCGAUUCUGGUCUAUUGAAUGAAUCCCGGUACUGUUUUGAACGCAAAAUGCGUUCUCUCACCACUGUUUUUGUUUCCCACGCUAUGGCGAAGCAACGCCAAGGACGCGCUGGCCGUGUUUGUGCAGGUCGUUGCUGGCGCCUCUACGACCGCUCAUUCUAUGAGGAACAACUGCCCUCUCACAGCACGCCAGAAAUGCAGAGAACCGCGUUGGAGGAGUUGGUGUUGUUUCUGGCCCUGCAGUUGCCCUCUUCUUCGUCAUCUUCUGGCAAUUCUGGUAGUAUGAAGAAUCGUAAAGGAGCUGCUUCACUUUCAGAGUCCUUCGAACUGCUGAAAAUUGCCGAUAUACCAGACUUUUUGCGAUGUGCGCCCCAGCCGCCCGAUCUAGCAGCGAUUUAUGCCGCACAGCAACAAUUGAUUGAGCUAGGAGCACUCAUUGUACAUCGAAGCCAGGAACAGGUUUUGUCUACUACAGCUGCAACUUCCACCAGUGGUAAGGCAUCGACACCAAAAAACGCAUCCACGAAUGCUUCCAGUGUUUCGUAUAUUUUCCUGACGCCACUUGGCUUUGCCCUGGGUCGAUUACCCCUUGAGCCGCAACUCGGAAAACUACUGCUCACAGGCCAUGUCCUAGGCGCAACAGAGUCCUGCCUUACAAUCGGCGCUGCGCUCAGUCUAGGGAAGUCGCCGUUCCUGAAACCUACUUUGGCCGGUGGCGAACAACAGGGCAAUGCGAUAAAGGCCGCGAGAGCCGAGCACUUUGGGGAAGCGGCCACUGGAGAACAUAGUGAUCAUCUAGCUUUGUGUGCGUGUUACGAUGCAUGGGCUGCACUUGGGGAAACCGGUGAAUAUUGGGAACAGGGUGGAACAAGUUAUUAUCAGCCGUACAAAUACAAUCCAGCUCAAAGUUACGGCUACCGCUUAAGCAUCCUCCGCAUCACUCCUGGCGCUUUUUCUACUUGAAAAAGAAGCCAGGAAUGCUCUCGGGGAUGGGAGCGUUGAUGUAGCUUUAACAAAGGCAGUUUUGUUCUGAAUACCUCCUCGCCAACAGCACAAUGGAGCAAAUUCAGAGCUUACGUGAGCAGCUCAGAAAUCAUCUGAAAAAAUGCUUUCGAGGACUCUCAAGCUCCCCCUGCGUUGCUGACAAUCACAAAUUCAAAAACACCAUGACCCUCUGUGCAUUGACAGCAGCGUUCUUUCCGCAAGUAGCACAGAUUCAAAGAGACACGUGGAAAAAGGGAAAGGGAAAGGGCAAACAAGCGAAGGUCAACAUUGUGCCGUUGGAUUUGACUGGAGAUAUGGUGCCAUUUAACCAACAGCCCAACAUGAGUGCUGGGAGUAAGGGAAAGUCUUGUGAUAGUACCAAGGAUACCGGAAAAGGCAAGGGAAAAGACUCGAUAAACCUCUAUGCCGGCAGUUGCUGGGUGCAUCCAAGUUCUUUCAACUACAAGAUUCUGAAGGAGAUGCAAGCAAAUCACAGCUGGCUGUUGUACUACAAGAUGAUGCACACUAGCGCACUCUACUUGUUUGACACGACGGCGGUGAAUUCUUUGGUGUUGCUCUUGUUCGCGCCAGAGAGCGCCUUCCGCUUAGCUACUGGAGUGCAGACGGAGCAGCGAAUGUCUGGAGUGCAGAAGAAAAAUAUUAUGGGAAAUAAUACUGCUCACUACAUGAACAUGAUCAUUUACAUUUUAUGACGUAAUUACAUGGUCUAGUUGUAUUGAAUAAACGCGUCAGCGUCAGCCCGUACCUAAACUAGGGAGAUCAAUCCUUGGUCGUUAGUUCUUCACCGAACAUGUAGUAGUACUACGAGCCUAUAAUUACAGCUUUCAUCUCUAAAAAUGAAAAGGAAUCCAUCGGCUCCUCCAAACUCGGCAACAAAGUCUUCCUCGCUGAUGGCCGGUGCGAGUUUGGAUGUAGCGAUGUGGAAACGGUGGUCCUGAUCAGGGCGUUGAAGAGAGAAAUCGAAACGCUCUUUGUGGAGAAUCUAGAAGAAGAUCGGUCUGCUGGUGCAUCUGAAAGAAGCAAAACGACAGCUGCAGUGCAGGAAGCAGUGUACGACUUGAUUCGCUUGACAGAGGAUGACCAAGAAGAUGAGGAAGACUGA
This is a messenger RNA of Amoebophrya sp. A25, 5501 nucleotides long. NCBI's taxonomy places the organism in Eukaryota, Dinophyceae, Syndiniales, Amoebophryaceae. The record is from the annotation of a GenBank genome assembly.